GUGGAGUGGAGCGUGAAGCUGAAAUCCAGAAAAGUCUCGUUAGACAGACUACCGAAAUAGCGAAUCCAUGACGUGCCGGUCAACGAUAUCGAAGAAUGAGAAGCGGCAUUUAACAGCGUUCCUCUGCUACGGCAGCUCCAAGCUCCCCACAGCGGCGUCAUUGGAGCGCGAAGCACCCGACGUUCAUCAACAACCACCACAAUAUUGCUGCACACUCCGCUGCCGACUCUGCCGACUCUGCCCUUCCCAGGACUUGCUGCCGCUAGGAGAUGUAGUCAUGGCCUUUCAGUGGAAGGCAUUCGACUUCUUCGACGUCAGCCAGGUCCGACUUGCCGAUGACGAGACCCGACUCUUCUUCGAGAGCAACGAGAUCGCCAGUGUUUGUUCGGGAUCGGACAGCCUGUUUCUUGGUAGCUACGAUGGAUACGUUCGCAUUGUUGGGUCGAGCUGGAAGGUGGUGAAGAGCUUCCAGGCUCACGAGGUUGGAACGAUCACCCACAUGCGCCAGAUUGAGGGGACGAGCUUGCUGGUUACGGUCGCAGAGGAUCUUAGUAGCGAGCCGGUGCUGAAGAUCUGGGCCUUGGACAAGCUGGUAAAGAAGACGAACAUGCCUACAUGCCUGAGCACUUUGCAGAUCAGCAACGGCAAGAAGCAGUUUCCCAUAUCGGCUAUCGACGUCCUCGAUAAUCUUACCCAAGUAGCGGUUGGCUUCGCCAACGGCACCGUAACCCUGAUCCGAGGCGACUUAAUCAACGAUUUGGGAGCUAGACAAAGAACCGUUCAUGAGUCGGAGGAGCCCAUCACGGGUGUAGAGCUGAUGGCCGAUCCCCAGGGCCUCACUACCCUGUUCAUCUCAACAACAGCCCGGAUCUUGAAGUUGAGCAUCUCGAAGAGAGGCCACAGCUCCCCGCCAAAGACUGUCGAGGACAUGGGAUGCCACGUCGACUGCAUGACGGUUGACAAGAAGACGGGAGAUGUUGUCGUGGCUAGAGAAGAUGCAAUCUACACCUACACAUUGGAGGGCAGAGGAGCGCCACGCGCGUACGAGUCGGCAAAACGGUUGGUCUCGAUUUACCAGGACUACGUCGCCCUGAUAUGCCCGCCAUCGUCUUCGACUACCGAGAAGCCGACUGACACCAUGCGUCGUCGCUUUGGAGGCGGUGCCGCAGACGCGCUGUUCAACGCAUCCACAUUUGUUCUCCUUGAGCCAGAUCUGAGGGUUCUGGGACACACACAGUCUCUGAUUUCGCCGUUCAAGGCCAUUUUCCAGAUUUGGGGCGAUCUCUUCAUUCUCACACAAGAUGGAAAGGUCAGCCGGUAUCACGAGAAAUCAUUGCAACAGCGCCUCGAGAUGUUGUACCAGCGCAACAUGUUUCCCUUGGCCGUCGAGUUGGCGCAAAAGUCGGGCUUGGAUGCCACACAACAGAGUGGCAUCUUCCGGCGCUUCGGUGACUAUUUAUACCAGAAAGCAGAUUAUGACGGGGCUAUGGUUCAGUAUAUCAAGGCGAUUGAUACGACAGAACCAUCGCAGGUUAUCAGAAAGUUUCUUGAUACUCAGCGGAUACAUAACCUCAUCCAGUACCUCGAACAACUACACGAGCACCGCAAGGCAACGUCCGAUCACACAACACUGCUCCUCAACUGCUAUGCCAAACUCAAAGAUAUUGACAAGCUAGAGGCCUUUAUCAAGUCACCAGGUGACUUGAAGUUUGAUUUGGAGACCGCAAUCUCCAUGUGCAGGCAAGGGGGAUACUAUGAUCAAGCGGCCUAUCUUGCCAAGAAGCAUGGCGAGAUUGAUCUGGUAGUCGAUAUUCUCAUAGAGGAUUCAAAGGCAUAUGACGAGGCUCUUGAUUUUAUUUGGCAUCAAGACCCGGAAGUAGCAUUCCCUUGUCUCAAAAAGUAUGCUCGAGUCCUCAUCGAGAACUGCCCGAAAGAUGCGACAUCAGUGUUUGUCGACUACUACACCGGCAAGUACCGGCCUAGACUGCAUCUAGUCCCAAUCGAGGACAACGGAGAAACUGUUGUCGGAGGCGGCAUGGUUGCCGGCGCAGCAAGCGCAGUACAGAACCUUUCCAACUUCCUGCCUUUACCCUACAUGAACACAUCAUCUCUGCAAAGCCCAUCAACACCAGGGAACGGAACCACGGCAAUCAAUGGCGAUGCUCAAAUCAUCAUGAACCCCGAGGACAUUCCCGCGCCAAAGUAUACUCCGCCACCCCCAAGGACGGCUUUCUCUUCGUUCAUAGACCACCCGGAUGAGUUUAUUGUCUUCCUAGAGGCGUGUCUGGAGGAAAAGGGCCUGAAGGAGAGUGACAAAACAGACCUGUAUACCACACUGUUUGAAAUGUAUCUUCACAAGUCGAACGAAAAGAAGGGGGAACAGCACCGGGAAGAGUGGGAGAACAAGGCGAAGAAACUCAUAGAGGGCGAGGACAUUCCCAUGGAGAGCUCCAAUGUUCUGCUCCUAUCUCACUUGUCCAACUUCAAGGACGGCACGACGCUAGUCAAGGAGCAAUCCGGCCUGCUGUUUGACAUCUUCCGGUCUUACACAUCAGCCAAGGAUACCCGCGGAGCUAUCAAGGCGCUGCGUAAAUACGGGCCUGAGGAACCGCAAUUGUAUCCGGCGGCCCUCGCGUACCUCACCUCGGACCCGCGUAUCCUCGAGGAGGCUGGUUCAGAAGAGCUUUCUGCCGUUCUCAACAAGAUCGACAAGGACGGCCUCAUGGCGCCGCUGCAGGUCAUCCAGACGCUUGUCGGGCAGUCGGGCUCAUCGGGCGGCGUUGCGACCAUGGGCAUGAUCAAGCCAUACCUCCACGACACGAUCGAGCGCGAGCGCAAGGAGAUCGCGGCGAAUCGGCGGCGUAUCUCGGCGUUCCGCGUCGAAACGGAGCAGAAGCGGGCGGAACUCGCCGACCUCGGCUCCAAGCCGGCCGUGUUCCAGUCGACGCGUUGUGCCGUCUGCACGGCGCCGCUUGAUCUGCCAGCAGUGCACUUCCUCUGUAAACACAGCUUCCACCAGCGAUGCCUGCGCGCUGAGGGCGAGUGCCCGCAGUGCGCCAACGACAACGCAACGAUCCGCGCGCUGCGUAAGACGCAAAUCGAGACGGCGGGCAAACACGAGCUUUUCAAGGCCGAGCUGGAGCGUAGCGAGGACCGGUUCUCAACGAUUGCCGAGUGGUUCGGGCGUGGCGUCAUGGGGGCGCCCAACGCCGACACAACGUGAGCGAGGAGAGGUUUGGGGGGAGGAAGGGAUGGCAAUCAACCUGCAAGAUGGACCCGUCCCACUUGUCGACUCGAAAACAAGGCUCGGCUGUAGUGCUGCAGGGUGACGGCCAUUACAAAACGCCGUGGAAAGACGGGCAAGAGAGGCCCAGAUCGGUAGUGGUUUACAUCGCGUAAUAAUACCAGCUUCAUCAGCGCAAACCUGAUACAACGAACGGACACUGCCCCGUUUUGGACGAGGCAGAUACCAGAUCGAUUCAUCCCUCUCUAGUGAAAUACAUAGCCAGCCAACGUGGUCUCUCAAGAAAGUCGCACGGUUUACAAAAUAUGCGCAACACUGAAUUGAUUACCUACGUACGUACACUGAGUACGAGGAGGUUGAGGUCUCCCCUCCACCCCAUCUCUGAC
Molecule: messenger RNA, 3630 nt
Organism: Colletotrichum destructivum
Lineage: Eukaryota; Fungi; Ascomycota; Sordariomycetes; Glomerellales; Glomerellaceae
Product: Putative vacuolar protein sorting-associated protein
Exons: 7
Coding region: 68-3223 (1051 amino acids)
Biological process (GO): intracellular protein transport; vesicle-mediated transport; vacuole organization
Cellular component (GO): endosome; HOPS complex
Molecular function (GO): protein-macromolecule adaptor activity; protein binding
Source: RefSeq, a predicted model, not a curated record